AAUUAAACUUUCUGUACAGUUUGUUCAAAUUUCAAAUUAAAUGACCAAAAAAGUGAUCAUUUGUUUGAAAAGCCGAGUCAUGAUGAAACUAAAUCCUUGGCUCAGUUGUAAGAAUUCAAAACAGCUUAUGCUUAUAGCUUUUUAAUUAUUCCAGUGCUUUAAUUAAAUCUCUGUCCAAGUCUUCCUUAAUCCACUUAUCUUCACAAAACUGGCAACUCUCACCAAUAUUCCUCUCUAAAUAUCCGCUUUCAGUCCCUAAUUGCACUCCAAACUUGUCUUAAUUACCUUCGACAAGUCAUAAUCCGACUAUUGACACCCAAUUUACACCUCCAGUUACCCCCAGUUGAAAAAUCACUCAAAACGCAACCAGUUAUUAGUAUUCAACCCGCGUGAUAAUUUCUAAUCUAGUUCGGGUUUUCCAUUGUAUUCCUUAUGGAAUCGAGCGGUGAAAGUGAGAGCGAUCGGCCCCUCUAUAGGACACCUGCCCGAUUCAAGGGGAGCAAUCUGGUCAAUAAUCAGUGUGGUGCAGGAGUUGCAGUGGUUUGAACGUAAUGGUGGUUGAAUUUAGCUCCGCGUGUCAGUCGCGUCGAGAAUGUGGGGCCGAGCGCAGCUGCUCGUGCUGCUGACCGCGCUCUCGGCCUACGGAGACGACGUCCAUCCGGAGGACAGCCAGCUGCGGGUCGGCCGCUCCGUGGACAUCUUCACCCGCUACGGCUACCUCAGUCUGAGCAUGAAAGUGGUGCCGCGGAACGACUCCGACUUCCUCUUCAGAGAGCCCACCAUCGACGUCUUCGACGACCUGGACCGGUACGUGGUGCACCCGGUCAAGGUGCCGAAGAAGCAGCGAAGGGUCUUCGUCGGCGACUUCCAUAUGGAGUUCUGCGAUAACGUGAAACAGCUAGUGCAGGCCUAUUUCAGGGAUUUCAGCUUCGAGAGGCUGGAGAAUACGUGGAGGGCGUUCACGGCGAGCUGGUCGCCGGACACGCUGGCCAAGAAUUUAGGGAUUAAUUCGUCGUUUGUUCACAAGGAACAUUGUUAUGUGCUAGUGAGGUUGGCGAGGUUUAGGGAUAGUGUCAAGCUGAGCAAAAUACCGAAUAAUGUUAAUUUGAUGGACGUGGUGGCGAGGGAGAUUGAUAAAAUACAAGUUGGUGAUGUGAGCAGUGUGCUGAAGUUUAUACGAAAGUACGGCUCGCAUUUUAUCGAGUCGUACGUUACUGGAAACGCACUUUACCAGGUGUUCGUCUUCCGGCGCUCCAUCUACUUACAAAUCAAAGAGCGGCUCAAAACGCAGGGCAUCUCCCACUUGGACAAGCUGGAGCUUGGCCAGUACUUCAGCCCCUGGUUUGCCGAACACAUGGGGCAGAUAAAGGUGGCCAGCGGCAACCACACCGUGGAGGAAUGGGCCGCUGCCAAGCUGCGCGUCCAUUACUACAUUUUCACAUAUCCAACCCUUCUGAAGAUCCACGGCGACACCCAACUGCUCACCGUCCUCAACGACCUCCUCCAGAACGAGGCCAUCCUCCAAAUGGGCAUGAAAACCCUAGCGCCGGCGUUCAAGGACCCGGCCAAACGCACGUUCUUCAUCGAAGUGUUGGACAAUUUUUUGAAAUUGUGGGAGAGCAAUUUGUAGUGCAUCCUGUUUUUUGUGAUAAUACGUUGUGAUAAGGACGCCCGCGGAGAGGAAGGACUUUUGCAUUGAUUAGUUUAUUGCGGAUUCGAGAGUGAUACAAAAAUGGGCUGUUUGCGUUCGGAAUGAGGCGAUUUACACAACAUUAUCGAUAACGAGCAAUAUUUAUUUUUAUACUCUAAAGUAUAUUUUAAUACUCUAAACCAAAUAUGUAAAGUUUUGUAAAAACUAUAAAUAUAUAAGACAACGAAAUGAUCAAAAAUCUUUUAUUUACAAUUAAUUUCUGGCUGAAAAAUACAGGUUCCAGUAUUGGCUGCACCACUCUCAUUCUGAAUUACAAACGCGUGUGAAUUACAAUCAAUCAUAUUUGUUAAAAAUUGACAUCUGGACACCGGCUUGAAGAUCCCGAUUCACUUUUUUGCCAUUCACAACCAUCACAAGCGGUGUCUCUACUCGGAUUAAACGAAACUUGUAUUCCUACAAAUAAAAAUUCCUAAAGUUGUCCAUGACUCAAAAACCGUACAGACAUUAUCUUUAUACGUAAAAUCCACAUCAGUCACGUAGGGUUCGGGAAUUGCCACUGAAUUACCGAUAAUCACACCUUUACCGUCGGCCAAAUUAAAAACUGUUACUACGACGCAAGUUCCUAAUUUAUCCACCAAACAGAAUGUACUAGAAUAAAUUAUUUUAUAAUGUAAUUUAUACGAAAAAUAAAUUUAUUACAAAGGAA
This is a messenger RNA of Tribolium castaneum (red flour beetle), 2357 nucleotides long. RefSeq names its product torso-like (gene tsl). The transcript has 3 exons. The coding region runs from base 593 to 1630 and encodes 345 amino acids. The record is from RefSeq and is a predicted model, not a curated record. NCBI's taxonomy places the organism in Eukaryota, Metazoa, Arthropoda, Insecta, Coleoptera, Tenebrionidae.